AUGUCUGAACAAUUAUCAACCGUCCUAGUGACAACUCUUGCACUCAUUAAACAAUUCCAAGAAGCCCUUUCAGUCCCAGGCGUCCGCACUGCUGUGUCCGAGUCUGAGUCGGCAGACACAAAAGCCCUACCCCUCCUCUCAAACUCGUCCAGCGCAUUGAAAGCCCAAGUCACCAAGCUCUCACUUCUCGCCAUCAAUACCCCCUUCACCCACUCCGCCGUGACGAAUGUGCUUCGCGCCUGUAACGACUCUGUCAUACCUUCUCUUGUUACCGCUGCAUUCCUGGUCACACCGGAUAAAUACACGAAAGCGUUCCAGUCUGAAGUAAUUACCCUUGCUGUAUCGGCUUUGACAGAUUUUUCUGCCCUGGUGCAGGAGGUGAAGAGUAUCGCGAACAAUAAGGAUCAGGCAAAGAAGGACGACCCGAAGAAGAAAGAGGUUGAUUUGUCUAAUGCUGAGAAAGAUGUCAUUACUCAGGCAACGGGUCGUGUGUGGAAUUCUUGUGAUGUGAUCACAGAGGCUGCCACGAAAGGUGUUGUUGGUUUUGUUAUGCGCCGCGUUGAGCAGUGGCGGGAUCUUAUUCGAGAUGCUGUUGAAGAAAUCGAGGACUGGGAUCCUGAAGAGGAUGGGGAUGAAUUCUUCGAUGAGCUUUUGGACGACGAUGAAAAAGCUGCCGGAGGUGAUGAUAAGGAUGAUGAGGAGAAUACUGCUGCUUUGCAGGAACAGAAGAAAAUCACUCUUCGCUUCCUAAAGCCGCUUGUACAGGUUUAUCCCAGUAUUAUCAAGUACCGGUUAAAGGGUGUUAGCGAAGUACCUUUAUCGUCGGCGACUGGGCCUUCAAAUUUGGAGGCCUUAAUGGUUCAUUUGGAGAGAAUCCCUGACCAGGUUGAUGAAGCAGCUGGGGCUUUGUAUGAGGAAAAUUUGGAAAAAUCUACCCAAUUCUUGAGGAAGGCUCACAAGAACGCUGCCGCUGCUGUGGAGUUGGUUAAAUUGCCUUGGAAUAUAGAUAACACUGACGGUAAGGAACCGGUUGAAGACAAGUUUACUGCUUGGUCGAAAACUUGGAUCAAGGUUAUGGACGAAGUCAGCAAGUCAAUUAGCUCGGGUUCGAGCGAAUAG
This is a messenger RNA of Penicillium taxi, 1119 nucleotides long. RefSeq lists its product as uncharacterized. Gene Ontology annotation, cellular component: nucleus. The record is from RefSeq and is a predicted model, not a curated record. The transcript has a single exon. NCBI's taxonomy places the organism in Eukaryota, Fungi, Ascomycota, Eurotiomycetes, Eurotiales, Aspergillaceae. The coding region runs from base 1 to 1119 and encodes 372 amino acids. Gene Ontology annotation, biological process: regulation of cell cycle.